AUGGAGCUCGCAGGAGGGGUCCCCGCAGCGCCCGCCCUCCGCGCCGGCCCGGCCCCGAGGAGCCCCUCCGGGGAGCCUGCGGCCAAGCCGGACCGCGACAGCGGCAUCGACAGCCCGCCCCGCGGCGCGCCCGCCCGGCCCUUCUCCUGCCCCGGCGGCCCCGCCCUCCCGGCCCCGCCCCCCGAGGCGGCCCCGGCCGGCCAGGAGCCCGCCCCGCAGCGCGGCCCCCCGGGGGCCCGAGCCGACCGGGCCGAGUGCUCCAGGGCCCAGGAGCUGCUCCACAUCGCCCAGGAGCUCCUGCACACCGAGGAGACCUACGUGAGGCGGCUGCACCUGCUCGACCAGGUCUUCUGCGCCCAGCUGACGGCAGCAGGAGUCCCUCCGGAGGUCACCACCGGCGUCUUCUCGAACAUCUCCUCCAUCUACCGCUUCCACGGGCAGUUCCUCCUGCCCGCGCUGCGGACGAGGAUCACGGAGGAGUGGGACGGGAACCCGCGGUUCGGGGACAUCCUGCAGAAGCUGGCCCCGUUCCUCAAGAUGUACGGCGAGUACGUCAAGAACUUCGACCGGGCGGUGGAGCUGGUGAGCGCCUGGAGCCAGCGCUCACCCCUCUUCCGGGACGUGGUGCAGGGCAUCCAGAAGCAGGAGGCGUGCGGGAGCCUGACGCUGCAGCACCACAUGCUGGAGCCCGUGCAGAGGGUGCCCCGCUACGAGCUGCUGCUCAAGGACUAUCUGAAGCGGCUGCCGGCGGACGCCCCGGACCGGCCGGACGCCGAGAAGUCCUUGGAGCUCAUCUCCACGGCCGCCAGCCACUCCAACGCCGCCAUCCGCAAAACGGAGAAAAUGCACCAGCUCCUGGAAGUGUACGAGCAGCUGGGCGGGGAGGAGGCCGUGGUGAACCCGGCCACCGAGCUGGUCAAGGAGGGCCCCAUCCAGAAGCUGUCCGCCAAGACGGGCGCCGCCCAGGAUCGCCACCUCUUCCUGUUCAACAGCUCGGUCCUCUACUGCGUGCCCAGACCGCGGCUCCUGGGCCCGAAGUUCAGUGUCCGGGAGAAGAUGGACAUUUCCGACCUCCAGGUACAGGACACCAGCCAGCCGCCGGCCGCCCCCACGUUCACGCUCACGGGAAGGAGCCGGGCCCUGGAGCUGCGCGCCCGGACGGAAGAGGAGAAGAAAGAAUGGAUUCAGGUCAUCGAGGCCACCAUCUCGAAGCACAGACAGAACAGCCAGACCUUCAGGGCCUUCAGCAGCGCCUUCAGCCCGGACGGGGACCGCCCCCGGACUCCAGAGCCCCCUACAACGAGCGCCAGCUCCCAGGAGCCUGCGGUGGCCACCGACGGCACAGGGGGUGCCGCAGGGGUGAGUGACCCCCAGCAGAGGCAGGAGUUCGAGCCCAGGAGGGGGUCCUCCAAGACCAGGCGGGACAAGGAGAAGCAGAGCUGCAGAGGCUGCGGCGAGACCUUCAACUCAAUCACCAAGAGGAGGCACCACUGCAAGCUGUGUGGGGCGGUCAUCUGUGGGAAGUGCUCCGAGUUCAAGGCAGAGAGCGGCCGGCAGAGCCGGGUCUGUGGAGAGUGUUUCCUGACGCAGCCAGUUGCCCCCGUGAGCUCCAGGCCGGGGGGGCCUGCCGAGCCCCAGGAGAGCAUGGAGGACAGUGGGCCACCGCCCACCGGGCCCCCGCUGGCUGCACAGUGA
Messenger RNA from Pipistrellus nathusii (Nathusius's pipistrelle), 1695 nucleotides. The record is from the annotation of a GenBank genome assembly. NCBI's taxonomy places the organism in Eukaryota, Metazoa, Chordata, Mammalia, Chiroptera, Vespertilionidae.